AUGUGUCGUCAUAUAAGUAAUAGAGAUAGUAUCUUUGGCCAACCAAUUGUAGGAUCAAGGGCCAAGAUGAAGAGUAGCAUCUACUCUUCUUCGAGUAUAGAGUCGAUUCUCAGUAGUCCAAUUGACAAGGAGGAAAACAUACUAAACAGCAGCGACGAUAAUAGCAUAGACAGCGGUAGAAUGUCGCCUUGUUGCAGCUCGUGCAAAGCAAAUGGAAAUCAUCUCAUUGGAAAGUGUAAUUCACCACCAUCUUCUCCGACCCCAUCUCUUCCAUCUUCUGCCUUGACUUCACCAAAUCAUACAACUACAUUUUCCUUUAACUCUUCAUCGUCGUCGUCGUCGUCGUCGGUCAUGAGCUUAAACAGCAGUAGUGGUAGUAGCAGUAGCAGCAGUAGCAAUAAUAGUAUGAACAACAUCCUAAACCCAUCAAAUACAAACGCUCAUCUACCACCAAAUAUGAUUAGACCACGUAGCUCGAGCAACAGCAGUAGUGGCAGCGGCAGUGGUGGUUCAGGUUCAGUAUCCAAUAUUAUCAGCGCAGGUGGUGCAGUUGCCAAUAUUAUCAAUGGCAACAAACUACCAUCCAUCACAUCGAUCAUGGUCAACAAUAAGGAUGUUGGUAUCGUCCUGGAAUCACCAAGACCCAACAGCAACAACAACAUUGGUUGUACGACAAACAAUACAGUUGGGUUCCACCCAAACAAUUGGAUUUCUCCCCAACCAUCACCACCAUCUACACCAAAUGAUACUAGUGUCAAGUUGAACGAACGUGGUAGUGGUAGUAGCGGUGGAGGCGGUAGUGGUGCUGGUCACUCUCCAUACUCUUCUUCACCACGAUCAUCAGCUGCCAACAACAUCUACCAUUCAUCGGAUAUGGUCGAACAGGCACCACACCAAACCUAUGAACCAUCCAAACGAACUUCAGUUGCUGGUUCAUCAUCUGGAUCAUCUAUAUCCUCUUUAAACAAUGGAUCUUCAUUGUCUUCGUUAAAUGGGUCAUCGUCAUUGUCUUCUAUAACUGGGUCAUCGUCGUUGUCUUCUAUAAAUGGAUCGGCAUUAUCCUCUUUAAAUGGGUCAACUCUGGCCUCAUUAUCUUCGCUCUCAUCAAAUUCCUCUGAAAGAUCAUUCAAAUACGUAAAGACUGACCAUCUAAAUGUCUCGUCUCAGAAUGGUUAUGAGGCAACGACAACAAAAGAACAAAAGAAGGGAAAUGGUAUCGUCACACCAUCUUCAUCAACCUAUUCUCUUUAUGAACAACAAUCGCAACAACAACAACAACAACAACAAUACUAUGAUUUCCAACCAGAAUCUCCGCCAAACCAACAUAUCAUUAGCUCUAGCAUGGUUUACCACCCAAGCAGCAGUAGUAGCAAUAGAGAUGAUGAUGAUGAUUAUGAACCUGUACAGAAUAACAACAACAACAACAAUAACCCAUAUAACAUAUCACCAUCUUCACAUAGUUCACCAAAUACACCACUCCAAACCACUGCCAAAUUAAUUACCUCUAACAAAAGAAAUCACAACAAUAACAACAAUGGCGGUAACAAUAACAACUGUAAUAAUAAUAAUAAUUCACAACUGACAGAUACAUCUGAUGACAGUAGUGAUGACAUUGCAAAGAUUGAGCUUCAACAAAGCACCAACAUUACUAAUGGUCUAUCCAUUUUCAAGGUUGCCUUGGACCCAGAGAAUGAACUCUUGGAUGUAUAUAAUAGAUUUAAAGUACCUCAACAAAGAAACAAAUUAAUUACUAAAACUGGCAAUUCAAGUAUUAUCAACAAUAAUACUUCUUCUUCUACACCUUCCAGCCGAAACGAUAUCAAUUCAAAUAAUCAAACCAAUUUUACAACUCUACAUGGAAACAGUAGUAAUACUUUUCAACAACAAAAUGUUUUAAAUCAUUAUCCAUUGUCAUCGUCGUCUUUCCAUCAUCAAGCACCACCAAGCCAAUAUUUUCAUCCCUAUCAACAUCAACAACAAAGAUUUAAACACGAAAAUAAUUAUAGUUAA
Molecule: messenger RNA, 2010 nt
Organism: Cavenderia fasciculata
Lineage: Eukaryota; Evosea; Eumycetozoa; Acytosteliales; Cavenderiaceae
Exons: 2
Coding region: 1-2010 (669 amino acids)
Source: RefSeq, a predicted model, not a curated record